AUGAGCACCUACAACCCUCCCACACUCCAGAAGCUGGCACUGGAUGGGCUGCUGAGGAAAGAUGCCAUAAACUCCUCCGAUCUGGACUACUUGCCCACAGUGCUUUUCCCACCACUCUUCCUAGAGGCUUUCAAUGGCAGACACACAGAGAUAUUGAAGGCAAUGGUGGCAGCCUGGCCCUUUCCCUGCCUCUCUGUGGGGGCCCUGAUGAAAAGCCCUGAUGUGGAGGUCUUGCAAGCUGUGCUGGAUGGCAUAGAUAUACUGCAGACACAGAAUGCUAGUCCCAGCAGGAAGCUUCAAGUCCUGGACUUGAGAGAUGUGCACCAGGAUUUUUGGGAUGUAUGGGCUGGAAGAAAGGAUGAAGUCUGCUCAGCAAAGACUGGGAAUGAGAAACAAGUUGCAAAGCACAUUCCUAGAUAUGCACUGAGGCAGUGUUUGAAGGUGGUCACUGACCUGAGCCUUGGCUUCUGUCUGCAACAACAUCAAACAUGCUUACUACAAUGGGCCCAGCAGAGAAAAGACUCUUUGAGGCUAUGCUGUCUGAAGAUGAAGAUUUGUCACUUCCCAGUGGAGAUUAUCAGGGAGAUCUUGAAUAUUUUUCAGCCAAACUAUAUGGAGGAAUUGGAAAUAUAUGCAAAGCAGGUCCUAUCCUUUCUAGGGAAAUAA
This is a messenger RNA of Apodemus sylvaticus (European woodmouse), 666 nucleotides long. RefSeq names its product PRAME family member 5-like. NCBI's taxonomy places the organism in Eukaryota, Metazoa, Chordata, Mammalia, Rodentia, Muridae. The record is from RefSeq and is a predicted model, not a curated record. The transcript has 3 exons. The coding region runs from base 1 to 666 and encodes 221 amino acids. Gene Ontology annotation, cellular component: cytoplasm.